GAUAUAUAGUUGGGGGCAACACCAACACCAAAAUCUACUCCUAAAAAAUCACAACUAACUCAAAUUCUAAUUCCUCAUUGCCUACCUAUGAACUUUGCAAAUCGCAAUGGACUACCAAUCCAUUAAUGCAGGGCCUGAGAAGAAAGUAAACUGGUUGGAUCUUCCGCACGACCUGACUUUGAUGAUCAUCGGAAAACUUACGACAUUUGAGAUCUUAAUCAGUACUCAGUUCGUGUGUCCCAAAUGGCGACGCAUCUGCAUGGAUCCGCUCUUGUGGCGCACCAUCAAUAUGUGCGACAUUGGGAUUCGCAAUUCGGUGGACUAUAAAUUGGAGAAGAUGUGCCGUCAUGCAAUUGAUCGUAGUUGUGGCCACUUGAUAGACAUAAGUAUUGAGUAUUUUGGUACCGAUGAUCUCCUCAAAUAUAUAAUUGACUCGGGAUGUCAUAAAUUGCGACACUUGCGACUUGUUCAAUGCUUCUAUGGAAUUUCAGACAAAGGAUUAUGUGAGAUUGCUGAAAAGCUUCCAUUGUUGGAGGAACUUGAUAUUACUCUUUGUUCCGGUGUUUCUAGUAUUGCUUUAGAAGCAAUUGGCCGAGGUUGUCCUCUUCUAAAAUCAUUCAAGUAUAAUAACAAUGGUGGCGAUAACGAAGAAGCAUUGGCUAUUGCACAAAAUAUGUCCAACUUACACCAUCUCCAACUUGUUAGAAACUACCUCGACAAUAGUGGCUUGAGCGCCAUUCUUGAUGGUUGCCCUCAUCUUGAAUCUCUUGAUUUACGCUUGUGUCACGAUGUCGAGUUGGAGGGGGAAUUGAGGACAAGAUGUGAUGAACAAUUAAAAGAUUUGAGGGAUCCGAAUGCACCUCUUGAUGACUUUAAAUUUUGUGGACUAUGCUUUGAAAUUGCAUACGAUGAUGCAGUAUUUGACUAUCUAAACGAGAAGCGGGUUCAAGAACGAGAAUACUCUGAGAUCGCAUCUGAUGAUACAAUAUAUGAGUAUCAAAAAAGAGAAGCUGAGAGAGUUGAGAAAGAAAAUUUGGAUGAAGCAGAUUGGGAGGAGAUAUAUGCUAUAUGGGAAAGUAUCAAAAAUCCAAGAUUAUGGUAUAAAAGAUUAAUUCGAGGAUCAAAUAGGGGAAAGAAGAAUAAUGCAAAAUCCAAAAAGAAGAAGAAACGUGGAAGAAAAGAAUACAAAAUUAAUAACCAAAAAAGAAUAUAUUAUGAAAUGGAAGAUGCACAUGAACUAUUGCAGUCUAGUGUUUUCUGUUUUUAAACUUUAAUUUUCUAUAUAGGUAAUGUUUAUUUUAUUGGUUUGAUUUCAUCUCUCAUGGAAAAUAAAGCAAUAUUUGAAGUUCUUGGAUAAUAUAA
Molecule: messenger RNA, 1362 nt
Organism: Arachis stenosperma
Lineage: Eukaryota; Viridiplantae; Streptophyta; Magnoliopsida; Fabales; Fabaceae
Product: putative F-box/LRR-repeat protein 22
Exons: 2
Coding region: 107-1267 (386 amino acids)
Molecular function (GO): protein binding
Source: RefSeq, a predicted model, not a curated record